UUUUUUGCUAUGUUAAAUACAAUAAGUCCCAUUAAAAAAACGCAUUUAAGAAAAACGACUCCGAAAGGGUGUUCUGAACUUCGCGGCUUGCCGUAGAUUGUCCCACUGUCAUCAUUACCACGUCUUCCUGUCCCGUUUGUAGCAAACACUUAGCUAGCUUUCGUUACCAUGUCCCUGUGCUCAGUCUGUGGACGUUACAAUUGGAGGUAGGGUAGCUUUUAUGGAAAAAAAAACUAACGUUAUUUGUAUUUUAAUAUAGUGUAAUACACGGUGUAGGAUAGGCCCCGCCCCUCCUUAGAGGUAAACAAAAUAUAUCUUCGUCACCAAACGUGAUCGACAUACAGUAACAGUUAAAGUUAGCCAUCACCCUACUUGAGCCGUCGCAUGUAAAUGGAAAUAACUAUCAUUUCACAAUGAAUUGCCGCUCGGAAGUUCUUGAAGUAACAGUGGAGGCCAGGCAGGUGGAAGAAGCUAUGCUGGCUUUGUUGCACACCAUUUUACUGCAUCGCAGCACCGGGAAAUUUCACUACAAAAAAGAGGGCACCUACUCCAUCGGUACCGUGGGCACACUAGACAUCGACUGCGACUUCAUCGAUUUCACCUUUGUGCGGGUGUCCUCCGAGGAGCUGGACAGAGUGAUCAGAAGAGCUGUGUCUGAAUUCAAGGAUGCUUUGAGCAACUCUGGCAGCGAUGGCAUGGGGCAAAUCUCCCUGGAGUUUUACCAGAAGAAGAAGUCUCGCUGGCCUUUUUCGGACGAGUGUAUUCCCUGGGAAGUGUGGAGCAUCAAGGUCAACGUUGUCAACCUGGCCAAUGAGCAGGAGAGACAGAUCUGCAGGGAGAAAGUGGGCGAGAAGCUGGGCGAGAAGGUGAUCAACGUUGUUGAGGUCAUAAAUCGCCACGAAUACCUGCCAAAGAUGCCCACCCAGUCUGAAGUGGACAAUGUUUUUGACACCAGUCUCAAAGAUGUCCAGCCCUACCUUUACAAAAUCACAUACCAGAUCACUGACUCCCUGGGCACCUCUGUAAGCACAACAAUGAGGAGGCUGAUUAAAGACACCCUGGCACUGUGAGGAUGCUCCAAGACACAGAGAGAGAAAGAUAUGGAUGCUUUUAUCCAUUCCUGUAUCUAUAUCAUGCCUGACAACUCUUUCUAUUGAUAAGUGUCCGCUCUACUCCUGCUACAAUGAAGCAGUGUCAAUGUAAUUAGUCACUGUUUUGAUGUCUCUGCUGUGGUUCCAGUAUUGGUUGUACCAUAAGAUUCUUAAUUAUGUAUUGUCUGUUUUAAAGAGAUUUUGUUUUUGCUUUCUCUUUUGUAAUUGUCUUCACCUUUAACACAGUGUAUAUCAGUUAAAUUCUUUCAAAAGUUGUCUUGCUGAUAAUGUCAAUUCUGUAAAUUAUUGUAAAUCUUUGACAAUAAAUGUUCAUUGUAACUGAUGGUAA
Messenger RNA from Micropterus salmoides (largemouth bass), 1440 nucleotides. RefSeq names its product autophagy related 101 (gene atg101). The record is from RefSeq and is a predicted model, not a curated record. Gene Ontology annotation, biological process: autophagy; autophagosome assembly. Gene Ontology annotation, cellular component: phagophore assembly site. Bases 414 to 1070 code for a protein of 218 amino acids. The transcript is spliced from 2 exons. Lineage: Eukaryota; Metazoa; Chordata; Actinopteri; Centrarchiformes; Centrarchidae.